This is a messenger RNA of Suillus fuscotomentosus, 633 nucleotides long. RefSeq lists its product as uncharacterized. The transcript is spliced from 2 exons. The coding region runs from base 144 to 593 and encodes 149 amino acids. Lineage: Eukaryota; Fungi; Basidiomycota; Agaricomycetes; Boletales; Suillaceae. The record is from RefSeq and is a predicted model, not a curated record.
GUCAUGUUGCAUCCACACUUCGGACUGUCCGCAGAUCAAUAAUCCACAAGGGCUCGAGUAUAACACAGACCAUCAAUGGACUCAAACCUCUACUCUCCCAUCCUUGAGUUAUCUGUCGUCUGUUCCCAUAGCCAUCUUCUAUCAUGUCUGACACAUCUAGACUCUGCACCGUCGAACUUCUCCAGUCUUGGCGAGGUGGGGAAGGGCCCCAACAACAUUGUCCCCUUCGCUGGGCUAUCUACGUCGAAACUAGCCCUGGUAUAAGGAACAUCUAUCAGAUCAUCGGGAACUCCGAUAACUAUGCCAUUGGUGUCGGACGCGACCAGCCUCUCAAAAGGGACUUGUACGAUCGUUUGAGUAUUGGAACAGUCACCUUGGAGGAGCUCGGCGAAAUGGAGGGAAUCCUCGAAACAGUUGAGAUCGUGCGCAAUGUUCCCAGUUGGAACAACAAUGAUUGGAUUAUAUCCGCCCUGGGCACUCUCUCGCAGUCAAAGCUGUCAGGCAUCAUGCCGAAAACUAGAUUGGCUAGGAAUCGAACAUGUGAUGGAAGUUGUGGGUGGCAAUCCUGCAGAUGUAGUGGGCACUCGCAUUAAGAAAAUGCAUGAAUGGCACUGAACUUCGCGCCUAAAUGCG